AUGCCUCGACCUAAAAAGAGCUCGUCGACCGAGAUAACUAUCCAUGUCUAUGAUCUACUCCCGCCCGGCCGCCUCUCCUCCGUACUAUGGACAGUCGGCGCCUCACUUCUUCAUUCUGGCGUUGUAAUCAACGGCAGGGAAUACGCUUACGGUGGACACGACAAGCGAGGGCUUACAGGCGUGUACUGGACCAAGCCCAGAACCGAGCCUCCCGGAGGCACUUUUCGAUGCGAGAUCCUACACGGCUUUACUCUUGCGAGCGAUCAGGAGAUUGAUGCGACGCUUCGGGCGGCCUCGGACGAGUUCCUCGGUACCUCGUACAACCUUCUAACAAAGAACUGCAACCACUUCACAUCAUAUCUAUGCAAGAAGCUCACAGGCCAAGCCGGCCCGUCCUGGCUGAACCGCGCCGCCAGUAUCGGUGUUGCAUUGCCAUGCGUCGUCCCGCGAGACUGGAUCGAGCCCCCCGAAUACGAUACCAGCGACGGCGCACUCCUAGACGAUUACGAUAACUCGGACGAGCAUUCCCGCAUGUUGGGAGCAUCUGCUCCACAUCUCUUGACAGAGAGCAACGACGGCAGUGUAUAUGAGGAUGAAUGGGGUAGUGAAGAGGAGAGAAGGCGUGGUGGUAGUGGCAAAGGAAAGCAAGCCAUGCGGGACUCUGACGGGCGACGACUGCCCCCCGCCGAAAGACUCCCACGG
Messenger RNA from Fusarium vanettenii 77-13-4, 702 nucleotides. RefSeq lists its product as uncharacterized. The annotation marks the transcript as partial. NCBI's taxonomy places the organism in Eukaryota, Fungi, Ascomycota, Sordariomycetes, Hypocreales, Nectriaceae. The record is from RefSeq and is a predicted model, not a curated record. The transcript has 3 exons. Gene Ontology annotation, molecular function: deubiquitinase activity. Gene Ontology annotation, biological process: protein deubiquitination.